This is a messenger RNA of Fragaria vesca subsp. vesca, 1170 nucleotides long. RefSeq lists its product as uncharacterized. The record is from RefSeq and is a predicted model, not a curated record. Lineage: Eukaryota; Viridiplantae; Streptophyta; Magnoliopsida; Rosales; Rosaceae. Gene Ontology annotation, molecular function: DNA binding. The coding region runs from base 1 to 1170 and encodes 389 amino acids. The transcript is spliced from 2 exons.
AUGAGGAAGCAAGCACGGAAGGACAAAGAAGGUCUCUGCAAGGAGUGUUUGGAGCUAGUUAGGCUCGCGAAAUCAAACUCGGAAUGUAGACCAGAUGGAAAGAGAUUAGACUUCGAGAAUAGGGAUACAUUUGAGUGUCGAUUCAAGGAGUGUUGGGAAAUCAUAAAGGAAAAUGAGGGCUUGACUUUGGAUGAUGUCUAUUCCCCAAAUACAUGUAGUAACGAUGAUGAUGACGAAGAUGAUGAUCAUAUAGAAGCUGACAAUUCAAUAUUGGGAAAACGGAAGGCACAAGCAGAAGAGAUUGGAAUUAGUGACGACGAUGAUGAUGAUGAUCAUCUACAAUUUCAGAAGUCUAUAUUACAAAAGAGGCAGAAGGUAGAAACAAAAUUUAUGGGAUGGGGAUCAGAACCUCUGAUUGGGUUCCUCAAAUCCGUUAAGAAAGAUACAAGCAAGCAAUUAUCACAACGUGAGUUGGGAUCUGCAAUCUACGAGUAUGUCAUGGAUAGACACCUUCUUGAGUACACAAAUAAGAAGACAAAGGUUAGAUGUGACUGGAGGCUGAAUAAAAUUUUCAGAAAGGAAGAGGUAGAUGUGGUCGAUGUGUUUAGUUUUCUGGAUCAACAUUUGAAGAAUGUUGAAGGAACCUGUUAUGCAGCUAUAGUAGCUAAUAACAUGAAGCUUGUCUAUUUGAGAAGGAGCUUAGUGGAGAAGUUGAUGUUGGAGCAGCCCGAAAGUUGGGAGAGAAAGGUGGUGGGAAGCUUUGUGAGAGUGGAAAAUGCUGAAGGAAAUAAGUCAAAUAACUCCUCUGAUCACAAACUCAUACAAGUUAAGGGCAUUAUUAACAAAAAUGAAGAGACUUUUCUGGAACUAAUUGGAAGAGAGGAUCCAAUUUCGGUUUCUCUGCUAUCGGAUUGCGACUUCACUAAGGAAGAAUGUGAGGAUUUGCAACAGAGCCCGGAAAUUUGCCUGCUUAGGAGACAUACAGUUGCGGAGAUUGGUCAAAAGGCAAGAGAGCUACAUGAAGAUAUAACCAAGGAUUGGAUUGAAAGAGAGUUGGUCCGGCUAGAGGAAUGCAUUGCUCAUGAGAAAAGGGAGAACAGAUGGAUCAGUGGAGAGUGGAGACUUAAGUGGGUAUUGGCGCAAGAUAGAUAUGCUACAACAACCAGCUGA